AUGCUCCCGGCCCCGGACCCCGCCCAGUGCCCAAACGCCUGUCCAUCUUCCUCUGCACGGGUCUGGUCAUCAGCUAUCUCCCGCAGCGCUGGGACAUCAGAGGGUCUCUCUCCGUUCUUCCUCCUCCUCGGUGCCACAUCGUCGGCAAGCGGCAUGCUCAACCUCUUGAUCAUGCAGUGGCCACUGAUCGAGUGCUGCCGGGUGGUGAGCGGUGGGCAGUGCGCCGAGAGCCUCAUGAGGUUCCUCCAAGUGUUCCUGCAGUGGCUCCUGUUCUCCAUCAUCCUCAUCCUCUACCUGGUCUACUUCCCGCGUGUACCGCACAUGCUGCCUCCUUCCGAGCACGAGGGAUACGGCACGAACGGUGCCGACGAGGACACACCUGAGGAGCUCGUCGAGCGCCGCAAAGUGGCUGUGGAGAAGAACAAGCUCGAGUGGCGCGAGGCCAUCGGCAUGUCGUGGCUCGUGUCUCUCCAUCUCGUCGUCCUCACGCUCCUCUCCAUCGUUCUUCUCUUUGUCCUUCCCUCGCGCCCACAACACCCCGUCCUGCGCCAACUUGCCACGUUUUGCGGCCUAAGCGCGACGGCCCUCGCCGUGUGCCAGUACGCACCACAGAUCGUCAAGACGUACAAUGCCCGACUUGUCGGCGCGCUGUCCCUGGGAACCAUGGCCAUCCAGGUUCCCGGGAGCAUCCUGUUCUGCGCAUCCAUCAUGGCCGGCGAGGGCACAGACUGGACGUCUUGGCUGCCAUACGCCAUCACCGGCUUUAUGCAGUUUACUCUGAUGAUCAUCUGCCUCAUGUGGAGGCGCCGCGAAAAGUUGCUGGGCAUCGACGACUUUGGAGAGCCACUCCCCGAGGCGGAGCCGAGCGAGGACGAGCGUGCCGCGCUGCUGGGCAACUAG
Molecule: messenger RNA, 900 nt
Organism: Apiotrichum porosum
Lineage: Eukaryota; Fungi; Basidiomycota; Tremellomycetes; Trichosporonales; Trichosporonaceae
Exons: 7
Coding region: 1-900 (299 amino acids)
Source: RefSeq, a predicted model, not a curated record